AUGGCCGCUGCACGCACCGCCCUGCCGCUGCUCCUUCUGUGGGCCGCUGCUGUCUCAGCUGAACCAUCUACUGCUGGUGGCAACAGAAACACUCAGUCGGCUAAACCAUUAAUUGUAGGCGGCAGUAGAGCUCAAAUAGGAGAGAUUCCGUGGCAAGUGUCAAUACACGAAAACAAUAGACAUCUAUGUGGUGGCUCUAUUUUGGACUCUGAGUGGGUGCUGACAGCGGCACAUUGCUUUCUGGAUAACAACCCUAGUCCAUACCUCGUAAAAGCCGGUUUUAUUGACCAAAACAAUCCUGGCAGUACACUGCAAAAUUCCAGUGUUACAAAAAUCAUCACACAUGAGGGAUACAUCAUGAAUGAAUUGCCAAAUGAUAUUGCACUGAUGAAACUGAGCACUCCUUUCACACUGAAUAGCUAUGUAUCUGCUAUUUCACUUCCAACUAGCUCUGCUUUCAAAGCACAAGGCAUAGCAACAGAUAGUGGCUGGGGUGCAACUCAAGAGGAUGGAGCGCCUUCUCAAUUUCUGUAUAAAGUACAGGUACCAAUAAUGACAUCAGAUAUGUGCCUAGAGUAUUACGGUGAAGAUUUUGAUACAAACAUCCUACUGUGUGCUGGUUACCCUGAUGGAGGGAAGGAUUCUUGCCAGGGAGACUCGGGUGGGCCAAUGACAUGUAGUGAGUCUGGUUCAACAACUCCUCUUCUCUGUGGUAUAAUAGCAGCAGGACAGGGAUGUGGAAGGAAGGACUACCCAGGAAUUUAUACUAAUGUUGCUGCAUACCUCAGCUGGAUUGCAAACAAUAAAAACUGA
Molecule: messenger RNA, 813 nt
Organism: Schistocerca piceifrons (Central American locust)
Lineage: Eukaryota; Metazoa; Arthropoda; Insecta; Orthoptera; Acrididae
Product: trypsin-1-like
Exons: 8
Coding region: 1-813 (270 amino acids)
Biological process (GO): proteolysis
Molecular function (GO): serine-type endopeptidase activity
Source: RefSeq, a predicted model, not a curated record